Cylicocyclus nassatus is the source of this 807-nucleotide messenger RNA. The record is from the annotation of a GenBank genome assembly. Lineage: Eukaryota; Metazoa; Nematoda; Chromadorea; Rhabditida; Strongylidae.
AUGGACCUAGCCAGCAGGGUAAAAUUGAUCUGUGGUAUAUUUCUUAGCAUCUCCAUUGUCUCCACAGUACUAGCUUGUGCCUCAUGGGACUUCCAGCAACAAACACCCGUACACAAUGCUCUUUAUAUAAGUGGCCUUCUAUUAGCUUUUAUGCUCAAUUCCGGGAUAGUUUAUUGCCUUUUGGUAGGCACUGUCCAGCAUAGGUCGUCUUUGUUCUUCCCCUAUAUCGUCUGUUCGACUAUUUAUACUGGUGUCAGCCUAUUUGGAGCCGGCUUCUUCCUCGGCUCGACGAUUUACUCCAUUCCGGAUAAGACGCGAAUAGAUCACAUAUAUCUGCUCGUCAUCUUCCUUGUUUUGCUCAGUUUUUGGUACUGGAGUCUGAGGACAGUGCGAGCUUAUCGUGACUAUGUGAGGAAAAUCUCCGGCGAACACGUCAUAUUUACCAAUCCCGAAUUUGUAUGAAGACCGUAUUAGAAAUAUUUCUGAAGAAGCUUCGACUCAGUAAUUAACGAUUUUAUGAGGACCCAUUCAACCUACAGUAAUCUCCACUCACAUACUCAUUUCAUCCAUUUUUCUCUUAAUCACGACGAUUAUUUUGCGAUAGAAGAGCAAAAAAAAAACAAUAGCAUGAGAAACUUGAGCUUUGGCCUUCUCAUGAAAGAUGACAUUACAAUUUUGAGCCUACUCAAAGUUUACAAAAUUGAUCAUAUCUUGAGCAUGGCAUAAAAUAUUGCGUUGAAACAGAGGAGACAGUGGUUGUUUAUUCCAUGUUCUGAUUUUCUUUUGAUAUGUUUUACUUAUCGUGAU